UAAAAGUAAACCGCGGCAAACACGAAACGCUUCUAUAGGACGCUGACAGACGCGUGAAAACCCGAGUGUAAUAUCGAACAAAGCGACAACUCGGUGGGUCACAAUACAGUAAUGGAGACGCUAACGACCGGUGGCGCCACCGGUGUCACGUGGCCGCCUCAAUUGAAUAGCGUCGGUACACCGCCAGAAUCCGUUCCCCGGCCUUCGGCCGAUCGUCCGGUCGAGGUUCGCGAGAAAUGGGGCCGCAGCAUAGAGUUCCUGCUGUCAUGUGUCGCCCUGUCCGUAGGUUUCGGCAACGUUUGGCGCUUCCCGUACACUGCGAUGAAGAACGGUGGCGGCGCAUUCAUGAUCCCGUACCUGAUCGUGCUGUUCCUGGUCGGGCGGCCCCUCUACUAUCUGGAGAUGGUCAUGGGCCAGUUCUCGGCCCGUGGUUGCGUCAAGGUGUUUGACGUGGUGCCGCUAAUGCGUGGCGUUGGCAUCGCUCAAACACUGUCCUUAACCGUCAUUCUCGGGUACUACGCGGCGGUCCUUGCGAUCGCGGCUCGCUACUUCUUCGCCUCGUUCGGAAGUCCGCUACCGUGGGGCCGUUGUGCGGCGCAGUGGGAGGGUUGCGUAGACUCCGAGUUUCAGGGCCGGGUGUCCAACGCCAGUCUGCGACCGUCGGCCGAGUUCUACUUUAACCACUCGGUGCUGCACAACCGGUGGACGCUGGACGAGGGCCUCGGGCUGCCGGACUGGAAGCUGGUGCUGUGUCUGCUGUUCUGCUGGCUGUGCAUUUCCGGUAUCCUUCUGAGGGGAAUCCGCAGCGCCGGCAAGGCGUCCUACUUUCUGGCCAUCUUCCCGUACGUCAUCCUGUUGGUGUUGCUGGUGCGAACCAGCACACUGAGCGGGGCCGGCGAUGGUAUUCUGUAUCUGAUGCAGCCACAGUGGGAGAAGCUCGUCGAUGUCGAGGUUUGGUACGCAGCGGUCACGCAAUGCUUCUUCUCGCUCACCAUCUCACUCGGUGCGGUCAUCGUCUUUGCUUCGUACAACAAUUUCAGCAACAACAUUUACCGUGACGCCAUGAUCAUAUCGUGCCUGGACACCUUCACCUCCGUGAUCUCCGGUAUCGUGGUGUUCGGCAUCGUCGGCAACAUCGCGCACGUGACCGGCACCCGGGUGGAGAGUUUGCAGCUGGCCGGACCGCAGCUAACGUUCAUCACCUAUCCGGACGCGAUCGCCAAGUUCGAUGUGGCCCAAAAUGUGUUCGCGGUGAUGUUUUUCUUCAUGUUUUUCCUGCUUGGACUGGGCAGUAACACCGGAAUCGUAACGACCAUCGUGACAGCAAUUCGCGAUCGCUUUCCACGGCUGGCCCACUGGAAGGCGGUGGUCGGCCUGUCGGUCUUUGGGUUCGCCUGCGGUCUCGUCUACAUCACGCCGGGCGGUCUGCUGGUGCUGGACAUAACGGACAAAUAUGGCGUCACUCUGACGACGCUCACGCUGGUGAUGCUGGAAAUAGUAACGUUCUGCUGGAUCUACGGCGUCGGGCGGAUUACGGUGGACAUCAAGUUCAUGCUCGGCCGAUCGACCGGUUGGUUCUGGAGGGCGUGCUGGGGCUGUGUGACGAUGGCCAUCAUUUUCGUCAUCUGGCUGUUCAGCUUCAUCCAAUACAAACCGUUCGAUGUUCCGAUCGGGUACACAGUCUUUGGAUGGUGUCUGUUCUCGUUCAUCGUCCUGCAAGUGGUGGCCUGGGGAGCCCACGAGUUGCUCAGCCGAAGCGAGCCGAGUUUGUGCUCGAAACUCGUGGCAGCCUCCAAACCGACCGCCGACUGGGGUCCUGAGGAUGCGACCGCCCGCAAGCAGUAUCAGGCGGAAGUGGCGAAAGUUCAUCGCGAACCGGAGGAAUGCGGAGGAAGAAGCGUUGUGCGGGAAGUGCUCGACCGGAUGUUCCGAAAGAGUGUGGCGAUUUCGAAGGACUAACCUGUG
This is a messenger RNA of Anopheles cruzii, 1965 nucleotides long. Its product is annotated as sodium-dependent nutrient amino acid transporter 1-like. The record is from RefSeq and is a predicted model, not a curated record. Gene Ontology annotation, molecular function: L-amino acid transmembrane transporter activity. Gene Ontology annotation, biological process: sodium ion transmembrane transport. Lineage: Eukaryota; Metazoa; Arthropoda; Insecta; Diptera; Culicidae. The transcript is spliced from 5 exons. The coding region runs from base 112 to 1959 and encodes 615 amino acids. Gene Ontology annotation, cellular component: membrane.